This is a messenger RNA of Lampris incognitus (smalleye Pacific opah), 5468 nucleotides long. It is a transcript of the gene plcg1, whose product is annotated as phospholipase C, gamma 1. Bases 318 to 4256 code for a protein of 1312 amino acids. The record is from RefSeq and is a predicted model, not a curated record. Gene Ontology annotation, molecular function: phosphatidylinositol-4,5-bisphosphate phospholipase C activity; protein binding; calcium ion binding. Gene Ontology annotation, biological process: positive regulation of epithelial cell migration; phosphatidylinositol-mediated signaling; phospholipid catabolic process. The transcript is spliced from 33 exons. NCBI's taxonomy places the organism in Eukaryota, Metazoa, Chordata, Actinopteri, Lampriformes, Lampridae.
UCCAGCAGACCGGCAACGGCCGCAUUUACCCAAGUUUGGACCCCUUGCGAUCUAUCACUGGAACGGGGGGUGGGUGGAGGGCCAUACUUCAAGGCAGGGCCGGUUUUGCGAGAUAAAAAGAAAACGCGAGGCUCGUCGGGUUGUGUGCAGCGCCGUGGAGGUGGCUUGGUCGACGUGUGUCGCUAAAAGAUGACACCGGGGAGAACUUGGCGCUGCUUGGGUUCAAGUUGGAGUGGCGAAAAGCAGGUAUCCCUGUCUAGGCCCGGACUGAGCAAAUUGUUCUGAAAGGAAAAGAAUAACAAACGGGGGAAGUGAACAUGGCUGGGACCUCAGGCUUCUUUUCCAACGGGCCCGUUCCCUGGAUAGAAAAUGACACAGAGAUGAACAACCUGUACAGAGACCUGGAGCUGGGGACGGUCCUGACACUGUUUUACUCCAAGAAGUCUCAGCGACCAGAGAGAAGGACAUUUCAAGUCAAAUUAGAGACAAGGACCAUUAUUUGGACCCGGGGAACUGAUAAAAUAGAAGGGGAGAUUGACGUUAGAGAGAUCAAGGAGAUCCGUCCUGGACAGAAGUCACGGGACUUUGAGCGCUAUGUUGAGGACUCGGCAGCGCGACUCGACCAGGCUCACUGCUUCGUCAUCCUUUACGGCACCGAGUUUCGCCUCAAAGCGCUCAGCCUAGCAGCAACGUCCGAUGAGGAGAUGACCAUGUGGGUGAAGGGGCUGAACUGGUUGGUGGCUGACACACUAAAAUCCCCCACGCCGCUCCAGAUAGAGAGGUGGUUACGGAAGCAGUUCUGUGCCGUGGAUCGCAACAGGGAAGACAAGAUAUCCUGUAAGGAUCUGAAGAACAUGCUGAGCCAGGUCAACUACAGAGUCCCCAACAUGAGGUUCCUCCGAGAGAAGCUUCCGGACUCAGAGCUGAGGAAUGGAGACGUGUCCUUCUGUCAGUUUGCUCAUCUCUAUCGUAGUCUCAUGUUUGAUGCUCAGAAAAAUAUGGAGAUUCCAUUCCUACAGAGGAAUGUUGACAGGCCUGAACAAAGGAUCUCUUUAGAGGAUUUCAAAAGCUUCCUUCUGGAGUCUCAAAAGGAACUGUGGGCCACAGACAACAACAAGGUGCAGGAGUUUAUGUUCGGCUACCUGAAAGACCCCCUGCGAGAGGUGGAGCAGCCUUACUACUACCAAGAUGAGUUCCUGACCUACCUGUUCUCUAAGGAGAACACCAUAUGGGAUGCCUCACUGGAUCAGGUGUGUCCUGAAGACAUGAACAACCCCUUGUCCCACUACUGGAUCUCCUCCUCGCACAACACCUACUUGACGGGAGACCAGUUUUCCAGUGAGUCUUCUCUGGAGGCGUACUCUCGCUGUCUGAGGAUGGGCUGUCGCUGCAUUGAGUUGGAUUGUUGGGACGGUCCAGAUGGAAUGCCAGUCAUCUACCACGGACACACCCUCACAACGAAGAUCAAGUUCUGCGACGUCCUGACAACUAUCAAAGAGCACGCCUUUGUCACGUCUGACUUUCCUGUCAUCCUGUCCAUUGAGGACCACUGUAGCAUUGUGCAGCAGAGAAACAUGGCCACCUCCUUUAAGAAGGUGUUUGGGGACAUGCUGCUUACCAAGGCUGUGGACAUCUCUGCCGACGGCCUGCCGUCACCGAACCAGCUAAAGAGAAAGAUCCUCAUCAAGCAUAAGAAGCUCGCAGAAGGAAGUGCCUAUGAGGAGGUUUCCACCUCCACUCCCUACUCCGAGAAUGAUAUUAGUAACUCCAUCAAAAAUGGCAUCCUGUUCCUCGAGGACCCCAUCAACCAUGAGUGGUACUCUCAUUUCUUUGUCCUGACCAGCAGUAAGAUCUACUACUCGGAGGAGACCUCCAGUAACCAAGGCAACGAUGACGAGGAGGAACACCGGGAGGUGUCUAACGGUAUGGACCAGCAUGUGACAGAAAAGUGGUUCCACGGGAAGCUGGGUGCAGGGCGGGAUGGGAGGCAGAUAGCCGAGAGACUGCUGUCUGAGUACUGCCUGGAAACCGGAGCUCCUGAUGGCUCCUUCUUGGUGCGAGAGAGUGAGACCUUCGUUGGAGACUACACACUAUCCUUUUGGCGAUCGGGGCGGGUGCAGCACUGUCGGAUCCAUUCUCGUCAGGAGGCAGGCAGCCCGAAGUUCUACCUGACUGACAACCUGGUGUUCGACACGCUCUUUGCCCUCAUCACCCACUACCAGCAGGUGGCACUGCGCUGCAACGAAUUUGAGAUGAAGCUGACCGAGCCUGUGCCUCAGACCAACGCCCAUGAGAGCAAGGAGUGGUACCAUGCCAACCUGUCACGGAGCCAUGCGGAGAACAUGCUGAUGAGGGUUCCACGUGACGGGGCCUUCCUUGUUAGGAAGAGAGCGGAGCCGAACUCCUACGCCAUCUCCUUUAGAGCUGAGGGCAAGAUUAAGCACUGUCGCGUCCAGCAGGAGGGCCAGACUGUGGUGUUGGGCACGUCGGAGUUUGACAGCCUGGUAGAUCUCAUCAGCUACUAUGAAAAGCACCCGCUGUACCGCAAGAUGAAGCUACGCUACCCCAUCAAUGAGGACACACUGGAGAAAAUAGGCACUGCAGAGCCAGACUAUGGAUCCCUGUACGAGGGGAGGAACCCGGGCUUCUACGUCGAGGCCAAUCAGAUGCCUACGUUCAAGUGCACGGUGAGGGCCAUGUAUGAGUAUAAAGCCCAGAGGGACGAUGAGCUCUCAUUCACCAAGAAUGCCAUAAUCUCUAAUGUGGACAAACAGGAGGGAGGGUGGUGGAAGGGUGACUGUGGUGGGAAGAAGCAGCUGUGGUUUCCUGCCAACUAUGUGGAAGAGAUCAGUCCAUCAGCUGUGGAGCCUGACCGAGCGGAGAUGACAGAGAACAGCCCUCUGGGAGAUCUGCUGAGAGGAAGUGUGGACGUGUCUUCCUGUCAGAUUGUUGUGCGCCCAGAUGGAAAAGGCAGCAGGCCGCAUGUUUUCUCUCUAAUGCCGGCAGCCUCUCCGCGUGCUGGCCAAGUGCUGGACAUUGCUGCUAACAGCCAGGAAGAACUCAAGGACUGGGUGGUUAAGAUCCGAGAAGUCACGAUGACCUCGGAAGCUAAGCUGGAAGAGGGGAAGAUGAUGGAGAGGAGGAAGAAAAUUGCACUGGAACUGUCCGACCUGGUCAUCUACUGCAGACCCGUGCCUUUUGACGAGGAUAAGAUUGGGACUGAGCGGGCCUGUUUCAGAGACAUGUCGUCCUUCCCCGAGACCAAGGCAGAAAAGUACGUCAACAAGAUCAAAGGGAAGAAGUUCUUGCAGUACAACCGCCUGCAGCUUUCUAGGAUCUACCCCAGAGGCCAGAGGCUGGACUCCUCCAACUAUGACCCGCUGCCCAUGUGGCUCUGUGGAUCCCAGCUGGUGGCGCUCAACUUUCAGACCGCAGACAAACCCAUGCAGAUGAACCAGGCGCUUUUCAUGCUAAAUGGGAGGAGCGGCUAUGUUCUCCAACCCCCUAUCAUGAGGGACGAAAACUUUGACCCCUUCGACAGACACACACUACGAGGCGUGGAGCCAGUCACGUUACAGAUAGAGGUACUGGGCGCCCGUCACCUGCCCAAGCACGGACGUGGCAUUGUGUGUCCACUUAUAGAGAUUGAGGUCUGUGGGGCAGAGUAUGACAGUGCCAAGCAGAAGACCGACUCGGAAGCUGAUAAUGGUCUGAACCCUACUUGGCCGCGGAAGCCAUUUUGCUUCACGGUGUGCAACUCUGCCUUUGCCUUCCUGCGCUUUGUGGUGUAUGAGAUUGACAUGUUCAAUGACCAAAACUUCCUGGCUCAGGCCACUUUCCCCAUCAGCAGUCUUAAGACAGGUUACCGGUCAGUCCCCCUUAAAAACAGCUACAAUGAGGAUCUGGAGCUGGCCUCUCUGUUGGUCCACAUGGACAUCAUAAGGGGCAGGGAUGAAAAUGGAGAGGUUCUGAGCCCAUUCCUGGGGGCAGGACCCUCAGCUGUGUCGAUGGUUGCUCAGGCAGGGCGGGAGCGUCUGGCGGACUCGACGUCCUCGACCUCCUCCAACAUGUCUCCGUUGAUCCAGUCCCCAGCCCAGGCUAUGUCCUACAGGGGUAGGGAGGGCUCCUUCGAAGCCCGCUACCAGUCCCCUCUAGAUGACUUCAGGGUGUCCCAAGAGGCACUGCUGGACCACAUGGACCCACAAAACAGAAGGAUGAUGCGGAGGACCAGAGUGGGCGGAGAGAACCGCGUGUAGGUCCAGACCAAUCACGGCGUGUUUCCGUGGCGCAGCCCCCCCUCCCCCCACCUACCAUCAUCCCUACCUCUCCUUUCCCAGUCACCUCUUCACGUACCGAUGAUGUCACUGACUGCUGUGAACACUUGUUUCCAUGGAAACGCCCACCACCGCUUUGGCCUACAUUUCAGGCAGCUCCCCCGCCCUCCAAUUUCCACCUGCCUCUCUCUCUCCCCCAUUCCCACCCCGGGCUCCUGUCCACCCGCCUGAAGACGGAGCGGUUUCGGACGUGGGGGCGGGGUUGGUGCCGAGGGGAAGCUGUUGGUUGUGGACAGGAAGGAGAAGCGGACAAACACAAGGAGAGCAAAAACAAGGCUGUGAGAAGUUCCAGCCUGAAACUAGAAGUCUGUGGGAUGUUUUUGUUUUUUGUUUUCCUCCCCUGUUUUCUGUUGUGGCUCUGAGGUGAAGCGCAACAGUUUGCUUAGUUGAGAGGCAAAGAAGACGGGAGAAAACGAGAGCCAUGAAAGGAAUCCGUUUAAAACCGAUUCCCGGGUUAAAGGUGUUGAGUUUCUUUGCUCCUCUGUUUGGCGUAAUUGAGUAUAAAUAUAUUUAUUCCUGCUGUGCUGUCAGCCAGAGAACAGCAGCAGCCGACCUGCUCUCAAAGAGCUCCUGUCUCUGUUUUUAAUUAUUAUGAUUAUUUAAACUUUUAACCAUUCAUAAUGUGAUUUCAUUUUCAUAUAUAUAUAUGUGUGUGUGUGUGUGUGUGUGUGUGUGUGUAAAACACGAGGGCUCUCCAGCAGUUUUGUUUCUUCUUUGCGCUUUGUAGAGGAGCUCAUGCCUCCAGCCUAACACACACACACACAAACACACAAACACACAAAUCCUGGAGUGACUUGGUUUUCUUGGAAGCAUCAGGAGGAAGUCGUUAACCUGUUUGUGUUGGACGCGGCUCAAGAGCAGGCAGCAUCAUAUGCUCCGUCUGCACGCACAUGCCAUCUCAACAAGGAUUUUUUUUUAUUUUGUUUUUUUUGUUUUUUUGUUUUGUUUUUAUUUUUUUUAAACUUUCACAUUGCUCACUGACAUUCCGAAAACUGCGCGUCAUUCCGUUUCGUGCGUUGCCAGUGCCGUUACCGGGCCGAGCCCGCACAUCCAUAACUCUAACUUUAUGGCUCACUAAAGAGCUUGAACUCCUUAAGAUCCUGUCCUUAGGGUUCGCUAACCCCCCCCUCCCUC